Molecule: messenger RNA, 1720 nt
Organism: Paramuricea clavata
Lineage: Eukaryota; Metazoa; Cnidaria; Anthozoa; Malacalcyonacea; Plexauridae
Source: the annotation of a GenBank genome assembly
AUGAGGAAAAUGGUUAAUCCCGCAUUUAAAGUGAAUAAUUUGAAAACUAUGGUUGAGGUUUUUGAUGAUAAGGCUAAAUUACUCGCAAAGGUAAAUUUAAGCGUACUGACUUCAUCAACUCACUGAGUUGAUAAUGAUCAAGGCUGAUUUUAAGGGUAGUUGGUAGUUGAUAGUUUAAAGGGUAGAUGUUUCGUUUUAAAGUGUAGGGCGUGGGAGUUAACAAGACUCGAUUGCUCCUGCCAACCCUCACCAGCUAAGCAGGAUAUAAAUAUCAUGCGUUUAUCAUGUUUCGCUCGCUACUCUGGUUUAAAUAAAUGAUUACAAAGCCCAGUCGAAUUGUAAUCAAGACCCAACGUUUCGACACUCCAGUCUAGUGUCUUCAUCAGGGGUGAUCUAAAACUGCGAUCGUGGCUUCUUAAAUACCCCAGGGAUGACGUCACCUGCCAAGAAGAUGCAUAUAUUCUUCUGGCAAAUAGGCGCCGUCAUCACUAUUCAAAGCAUGAUGACUCAUAUUUAUAUGCCACGCUUCUAGGCAAAUUCGAAACGUCGAGUGUCGAAACGUUGGGUCUUGAUUACAAUUCGACUGGGCUUUGUAAUCAUUUAUUUAAACCAGAGUAGCGAGCGAAACAUGAUUUAUAUACCUGGUUGCAGUGAACGAACAAACUUUAUAUCAUGCGUUUAGUUGAAGGAUCCAGUAUCCGUUUGCCUAUUAGAUAGCUUCACAGUUCACAACCUCAUUUUAGGCCAGUUAGCCACAGGUUUUGGUAAGUACAUUUUCCAAAUUGUGUUAGUGAAACACAAAAAACUACAGUGCAUUGUCUUUUGGGAACUAUAUGGAGCCCGGCGUUACUUUGUUUAGGUAUUGACAAAAAUUGAGACUUUUUUUUCAAAAAAACUUAAAACGGUAAAUAACACAUUAGCAGAACGUUUAUAGAAAGGUAAACAACUACGUACCCUAUUCGCGCCUAUAUACGCGUAUAUUUUACAUCAUGCAGGCACAACACCAAAAUAGCAGGAAAUAAGACUCCUACAGAAACAACAGAAAUUGUGUAAAUUACAUACAAUGAGAUUUAAAAAACAUUUACAGUUUCUCAAUGUCUCCGUUGUUGGACAAACUGAAGAGAGAAUUGAAAUUUGGAGCGACUUAUGUGCAACUGUUGCUAUAUUGUACUUGUCCACCCAUGUCAUAGUUUUAACAAUACUUCGGUGAUUUUUUCCCGCCUGGACAUGUAUUUUCUCCAUGUUGUCAAAAGAUUCUUUACCGAAGUCACAAUAUUACGAAUCAAGUUAUAAAUAGCUAGCACAUUCCAAGCAUUUAUAAACUUCCAAACACACGUUGCGUAUAAUGAACCAGGAAGUGUUUCAGAAUUCAGUUUUAUAUAUAUAUAAUAUAUUUAUUUUUCAGUACUGGAACGGCAUUAUCAGUGCGAAGUCAAAGACCAACGCUAAAAAAGAAUGCCAUUUGUUUGUGCAAAACGAUUUGAAUCGCAUGUCUUUGGAUGCGUUAGGCGAAUGUGUAUUUGGUUAUGAGUUUAACACCAUCGAAGCAGGUGAUACCAUAAUAUCCCGUGCAUUCACCGAUUUAUUCGCUGGUGUAAAUGGGACUGCAAAGUCAUUUUCACGAAAACUACUCCUGUGGUUCCCAUUCCUUAAAUGCUUCAUGAAAAGUAUCAUCAAACGUGAAGAAGCGUUUAAAACCAUUUCGUGCGUUAUCAAACAG